GUGGAGCGCGAGCCCUCGCGUAGCACCGCCGCCUCGGGCACCUCCUCGCGCACGUGCACGUCGCCCGACCGGCGGGACGCGGAGAGGCGGCGGCGCGCGGGUGCGCGGGCGAGGCCGUCGUCGGCGCGCAGGAACGUCCCGCGGCGCCGGCGGCUAUCGGGCCGGUCGAGGGGCGGGUCUGCCAGGAGACCCGCGCGCGGCGACCGCCGGAAGGCCCCCGCCGCCGGCAGCGCGGCCCCCGCCGCCCCCCGCCCGGAGCGCCACAGGCAGCCGGAGAAGCAGCAGGCUCCGUCCAAGCCUCGGAACCCGAAGGUGAGGAGCGGGAGCAACAAG
Messenger RNA from Prorocentrum cordatum, 333 nucleotides. NCBI's taxonomy places the organism in Eukaryota, Dinophyceae, Prorocentrales, Prorocentraceae. The record is from the annotation of a GenBank genome assembly.